This is a messenger RNA of Exophiala spinifera, 900 nucleotides long. RefSeq lists its product as uncharacterized. The record is from RefSeq and is a predicted model, not a curated record. The transcript has 2 exons. The coding region runs from base 1 to 900 and encodes 299 amino acids. Lineage: Eukaryota; Fungi; Ascomycota; Eurotiomycetes; Chaetothyriales; Herpotrichiellaceae.
AUGCCUGCCCCCGACACGACACCAUACACAGGAGCAUACACUCCACACCUUGUCAACACUCCCACCCGCCCAUCACGCUUCUGGCGCUUUGCCAGAUCAGUCUUCUGGGCGGAUCUCUUUUUCACCAUCGGCGCGAUUGCGGGCACGGCUCUGAUCAGCUGGGAGUACCUCCAACCACCCUUUGAGGCUGGCUCGGAAGAGGAUGAAGAAUUACGCGAGGAGAUACAGGAGACACUCGAGGCCCAUCCUCUUGUCGAGGGUCUGCGUGAGCAGAACUGGACUGAAGAGAAUUUCUAUGCAAGCCGUUCGAAUGGCGCGGUUAGGGGUGAACACCUGGUUGGAGAGAAGCUUACAGGCACCCGCGGCGUAACGAUGAAAGUGUUCAAACAUCCUUCCCAGCCUAUAACGAUGAUGGUGUUCUUUCUGGGGUUCGGCGUCGAAGGUUGGCCUGACACGAUCCACGGCGGCAUGACGGUGUCUCUCCUGCACGAAAGCGUCCAUCAACAUCUUCAGAUGCACCACCCGGAACUCGGACCGGCGACGGCCCAGUUCAGCAACGUUUCGUUUUUCAGACCAAUGCGGCCGGGUGAUGUAUAUAGCAUUUUCAUUCCUCCAACAAUUGUUCAGCCAAGUGUCAAAGCGCAACACAAAUCGGUGCAUGUCACUCCGAUACUGAUGUAUUUGGACGGGCCGAUAAGCGUCGAAAUAGAAAGCAAUUGGCAGGGGAAUUUUGGACCUGGCGAGCAACCAGCAAGCACUCAAACGAUAGCUGGCGCUUCCACGAUUGACAGACAGAGUCUGAAAGCCAUACCGAAUGUACAUGCGUUUGGUGAAAUGGACGUCGCGGUCCCGGAGGCAGGUGCAGCAGAUGACAACACGCACAAUCCCCCGCUGUUCUAG